Molecule: messenger RNA, 818 nt
Organism: Phoenix dactylifera (date palm)
Lineage: Eukaryota; Viridiplantae; Streptophyta; Magnoliopsida; Arecales; Arecaceae
Source: RefSeq, a predicted model, not a curated record
CCCCCCGCCCCAGAAAAAGAAGUUAAAGAAGAGCUGAAGACCCAUCCCACUUCCUCCACUCCUCUCGCCCUCUCUCAAGUCUCAAGAAAGAAAGAAAGAAAGAGGAGGAGAAGAAAAGAUGAGCAAAUCACCGAUAUUCCCAAUGCCUGAGCCCCAGCACUACAGCGACUACGGCUUCGAUCCCCAGAUCGACUACUUCCAGGUGUUGGAGGAGGCGAGGAGGCACAGGAAGCGGAGCGAGGUGCGGUCGCUGGACGCGCUCCACUUCAAGCUCCAGAAGCCCAUCUCGAAGGACGACGCCACGGCCCGCAAGAAGCGCCGCAGGUGGUGGAAAUCCGCCCUCCUCUUCUGGAAGCGCGCCAAGGCCGGCGGCGACGACCACUGCGAUGCCGGAUCAGCUUACGGCCCGAAGGUCUCCUCCCCGUGCAUCUCGCAUCCUUACCGGGCGGUGUCCGGACCACUGUACGCGACGGAGAGCGCGAGGUCCAGCACCCCUUGCCGCACCAGCCGGCCCAGCUCCGGGCCGCUGGCGGCGGCGGAGGUCGGGGCGGCGGGGAUCCCCUAUCUCAGCCUCCGGGAUCUCAACCUCGUCGACGGCGCCCGGGUCUCCGCCUCCGCAGCCCCGACGCCGAUUCCCAUCUACCUCGUUACUUGAGUCCCGGCACCGCUUCAUCCCCUCCUCUCUAGUAUCUUUUUAGCUCUUUUUAUUUCUUCUCUCUUUUGUUUCUUAGUGGGUCACGGUUUGAUCUCCUCGUAAUUGGGUUUUGUUUAAAAGUGGAAAGGCGAAAAGGGGAGCCUUUUGCCCUUCAAUUUUCUGA